AUGGGCCUAACUGUAAAUAUAUGCAUCCAAGAUUUGAAUUGCCUGCACCACCUGAGCAAACAAAAGACGCUAAGAGAUUGCCAGUAUGCCAUUACUGUUCCGAAGUUGGUCAUAAAGCAUCAUCCUGUAACAAGAUACCCCAAGAGAAAAGAGAAGCAGCCCAAAGGCAAGAAGAAGCAAGGUACCGUGCCCUUGGUUAUGUCAAGCCAGCAAGUGAAAAUGAUGAUAUCAAUGCUCAACGUCUACGCC
This is a messenger RNA of Iphiclides podalirius (scarce swallowtail), 249 nucleotides long. The record is from the annotation of a GenBank genome assembly. NCBI's taxonomy places the organism in Eukaryota, Metazoa, Arthropoda, Insecta, Lepidoptera, Papilionidae.